GCCGCGCGCCAGUCUCCCCUCCCCGGGGUCUCCCCAAGCCCCUUUCUGCUGCCACCGCCGCCUCUGGAGGAGCGGGUCCACCGCGGGUCACCAUGCCCAGCAAAACCAAGUACAACCUGGUGGAUGAUGGGCACGACCUGCGGAUCCCUUUGCACAACGAGGACGCCUUCCAGCACGGCAUCUGCUUUGAGGCCAAGUACGUAGGAAGCCUGGAUGUGCCAAGACCCAACAGCAGGGUGGAGAUCGUGGCUGCUAUGCGCAGGAUACGGUAUGAGUUUAAAGCCAAGAACAUCAAGAAGAAGAAAGUGAGCAUUAUGGUUUCAGUGGAUGGAGUGAAAGUGAUUCUAAAGAAAAAGAAAAAGAAAAAGGAAUGGACGUGGGAUGAGAGCAAGAUGCUGGUGAUGCAGGACCCCAUCUACAGGAUUUUCUACGUCUCUCAUGAUUCCCAAGACUUGAAGAUUUUCAGCUAUAUUGCUAGAGAUGGUGCCAGUAACAUCUUCAGGUGUAACGUCUUUAAAUCCAAGAAGAAGAGCCAAGCUAUGAGAAUUGUCCGGACUGUGGGGCAGGCCUUCGAGGUCUGCCACAAGCUGAGCCUACAGCACACGCAACAGAAUGCAGAUGGUCAGGAAGAUGGGGAGAGCGAGAGGAACAGCAAUGGCUCAGGAGACCCAGGCCGACAGCUCACUGGAGCCGAGAGGGCCCCUACAGGCCGGGAGGGCCUCUCUUCUACUGCAGAGGAGACUGACAUUGACGCAGUGGAGGUCCCACUCCCAGGGAGUGAUGUCCUGGAAUUCAGCAGAGGUGUGACCGAUCUGGAUGCCGUAGGGAAGGAAGGAGGCUCCCACACAGACCCCAAGGUCUCACCCCACCCUCAGGAACCCAUGCUGACAGCCUCACCUCGAAUGCUGCUUCCCUCUUCUUCCUCGAAGCUACCAGGCUUGGGCACAGGGACGCCACUGUCUACACAUCACCAGAUGCAACUCCUCCAGCAGCUCCUCCAGCAGCAGCAGCAACAGACGCAAGUGGCUGUGGCCCAGGUCCACUUGCUGAAGGAUCAGUUGGCUGCUGAGGCUGCGGCGCGGCUGGAGGCCCAGGCUCGUGUGCACCAGCUCUUGCUACAGAACAAGGACAUGCUACAGCACAUCUCCCUGCUGGUCAAGCAAGUGCAAGAGCUGGAGCUGAAACUGUCAGGACAGAAUGCCAUGGGCUCCCAGGACAGCUUGCUGGAGAUCACUUUCCGCUCUGGAGCCCUGCCGGUGCUCUGUGACCCCACGACCCCUAAGCCAGAGGACCUGCAUUCACCUCCGCUGGGCGCAGGCUUGGCUGACUUUGCCCACCCAGUAGGGAGCCCCCUAGUUGACCACAGCAUGUUCGAGAACAUGAACACAGCCCUCACUCCAAAGCUGCAAUCUAGCCGUUCCUUCCCCCACUUGUCCAGGCCUGCAGCCCCCAGCUCUGCCACCCUGGGCUCUGCAGAGCCUGGAGGGCAAGGACUGAGGGUGGGCAGCAGCCAACACCUCAAGAACCUAGGCAAGGCCAUGGGGGCCAAAGUCAAUGAUCUGCUGCGGAGAAAGGAGCCCUCAGGCCUUGGCAGUGUGGGCGUGAUGGAGAUCAACAAGACAGCGGGGGCCCAGCUGGCCAGUGGGGCUAAUGUGGCAUCAGGGUCCUGGCUGGAGGGUGAAAGGUCAGUCCAAGAAGCAUUCCCUCGACUGGAUCCUCCACCUCCAGUGACCAGGAAGAGGACACCUCGUGCCCUGAAGACCACCCAGGACAUGCUGAUUUCAUCACAGCCUGUCUUGAGCAGUCUGGAGUAUGGGACAGAGCUGCCUCCUGGGCAGCCCCAGGACUCCCCUCCCACUGUCCAGCCUGUUCCAAUGGCAGACACUUCACAGCCAGAGUCCACCAUGGAAACAGGAGAUAGGGGCGAGGCUCUGCCCAAUGGCGAGGUGUCCCUGUCAGUCCCUGACCUAAUCCACAAAGAUAGCCAGGAUGAAUCCAAGCUAAAGGCGAUGGAGCACAGAAGAGCCUCCUCCCCUGGUCUUAUAGAGAGGAAUGGCCUCAAACUCAGCUUGAGCCCCAUGAACCUGGAUGAGUCCUGGGAAGACAGCAGCUCCCCACCUCGGGCACGGACCUCCAGCCUGGACAAUGAGGGCCCUCACCCAGACCUGCUGUCCUUUGAGUAGAGCCCCUUGUCUUCCCACUGAGCACCCUCUUCCCUUUACAUUCUCCUCCACUGUGUACAUGGGCCCUUGCCCCAGCUCUGCUGUGCCCUGUAUCUUCCCUGAGGCACCAGCAAAGAGCCCAUUCUCCACAUGAGAUGUCAUAGGGCCAAAAGUACAUGAGCAGUCCUAGUUAAAGAGUCUAUCUGCAGAAGAGCAAGAGGACUGAGGUGGCUUCUCUGAUCCUCAUUUUCUGUAAGCUCUUCUGGCUGUUGGCUGCAGUGCUUUGCUACUGGAGCUCAUACCCACAAGUUUGUCCCUGUUUUCCAUUGAAUUGCAGGCCCACUAAUCCAGGAUAAUGAAUCUGGCAGGAAUUCUCUUUGCCUGUCUCCCAUAUGCUGUCUGCUUUUCUUCCUCUCAUGCCCUGCUUCCUUGUCUCUAUGCUGGCCCAGAGGCCUCCUGCAUCAGGGAGAAUAGACUGGGCAAGGAAGGAAGGGUUUGGCUUGAUGAUGGGGCCUGACCUGGAAAGCCACACACCCUAACCACAGUCCAGCCAUGGCUCCUCCUGGCCAUGAGAGCAUCUUUCCUUUGCCCUUGGGGUGGGGCCAGAGAGGGGUACUUAUCAGGCCUGAGACAUUGCAGGCUUCCCCAAGAUGUGAACCCUGUUACUUAGGGUUCUCAAGGUUUUUUCC
Castor canadensis (American beaver) is the source of this 2851-nucleotide messenger RNA. The record is from RefSeq and is a predicted model, not a curated record. Lineage: Eukaryota; Metazoa; Chordata; Mammalia; Rodentia; Castoridae.